Messenger RNA from Spodoptera frugiperda (fall armyworm), 2749 nucleotides. Its product is annotated as transmembrane protease serine 9-like. Lineage: Eukaryota; Metazoa; Arthropoda; Insecta; Lepidoptera; Noctuidae. Gene Ontology annotation, biological process: proteolysis. Gene Ontology annotation, molecular function: serine-type endopeptidase activity. Bases 31 to 2631 code for a protein of 866 amino acids. The transcript has 14 exons. The record is from RefSeq and is a predicted model, not a curated record.
GAUAAGCUCACAACUAAAGUGACCAGCAACAUGAAGUUGUUGGCAGUGACUGUGUUGGCCCUAGCAGUGGCCGCCUCCGCAAGGCACAUCACUCUUGAAGAUGUGAUCGAAUUAGAAAAGAACACGCCGUACGAUUACAUUCAGCUUGUUGCCAUACCUUACGCUGACGAAGUCUUCUUAGCUGAGGAGGAAGGCAGACAGAAUCCAUCUAGAAUCGUCGGUGGUUCUUUAGCCUCUCUUGGACAAUUCCCGUACCAGGCCGGCCUACUAUUGAAUUACCCUACAAGAACUGGUUACGCCAGUGCAUCUCUGAUCUCCCACAACAGAAUACUGACUGCUGCACACAACAUAAACGAUGGUUUUUCAAAUGUCCCGACUGUGACUGUUGUCCUUGGAACUACUACUAUAAUGACUGGUGGUGUUAGACAAACUACUGGCAACUAUGUUAUACAUGAAAAUUAUGACAUUUCCAUAGUUAGAAGUGACAUUGCUAUCAUCAACUUGCCAUCUUCUGUUCAGUUUUCAAAUAUCCUCGCUCCCAUCGCCCUGCCUUCUGGAUCUCAGCUCGGAGAAAAUUUUGUUGGUCAAGUUGCCAUCGCCUCUGGUUAUGGAUUUAAUCCUGGCAUUGGUGGUAUGCUUGCAAACCAGCCGUUCAGCUUUGUGGACUUACCUAUAAUUACGAACAAUCAAUGCGCCGGAACUUACGGAUCUUUCAUUUACAAUGGCAUUAUCUGCACUGGCAGUGUACCUGGCAAGAACAUUUGCAGUGGCGACUCUGGUGGUCCUCUUGCUAUAAACAGAAAUGGAAACUAUAUCUUGAUUGGUGUUGUUUCGUUCGGGCGCGGUGGAUGCGAAGGCAAUUCUCCUUCUGGAUACGCUAGAGUUACACACUACAUUAACUGGAUUAAUCAACGUCUAAUAAACAUGAAGUUUUUGGGAGUGAUUCUAUUAGCUCUAGCAGUUUCAAGCACUGCAAGACACAUCACUCUAGAAGAUGUUAUUGAUUUUGAAAAGAAUACCGCGUAUGGAUAUCAUACAAAAAUUGGGAUACCAUUAGCUGAUAAAAUCCGUAAAGAAGAAGAUAACCUAAAACCAUCUAGAAUAAUUGGUGGAUCCCUCGUGGAUCUAGAAGAGUUUCCGUAUCAGGCUGGUCUUAUCCUUCGACUGCCAAUCGGGACGUCAAUCGCUGGUGCAGUCUUAAUAUCUCCGAAUACAGUUUUAACUGUUGCUCAUAUUUUUAAUGAUGCUGUAUUAAGUGUUACAACAGUCACCGUGGUAAUGGAUACAAUCAAUAUAUUCAUCUCAGGAAUAAGAAUUGAUACAGACGAAUACAUUUUGCAUGAAAAUUAUAAUCCUGCUACACUUAGAAAUGAUAUCGCUGUCGUCAAAUUACUUUAUAAUGUUGCUUUUACUGCCACUGUCAGUCCUGUGUAUUUACCCUUCGAAUCAAUAGAGGAAGAAGAUUUAGAUGGCGAGACUGCCAUCGCUUCUGGUUAUGGACAAACCUCCAAUAGUGGCAUCUCAAUACCAAUGCUGUUGAAUUCUGUGAAUCUAACGAUCAUGACGAACGAAGAGUGCGCUAGAGUUUUUGGCACGUUCAUCCAACCUACAAAUGUAUGUGCCAGCGGCAAUGGCAACGUGUGUCAGGGGGACGCCGGUGGACCUCUUGUUGUCUACAGAGACAUGAGACAUUUUUUGAAUGGUGAAAAUUAUAAGUCAUCUUGUUUCCUCAGUUGUAACAAUAUGAAGGUCUUGGCUUUAGCACUUUUCGCUCUGGCGGCGGUGGCCAGCGCUAAAAACAUCCACGUUGAGGAUGUCAUCGACUUGGAGGACAUCACCGCCUACAGAUACUUGUCCAAGAUCGGUAAACCUCUUGCUGAUGAAAUCCGUAAAGCUGAGGAGGAAGCUAGUGCAUCCAGAAUUGUUGGCGGUUCCUUCUCCGAGCUCGGACAGUUCCCUUACCAGGCUGGUCUUCUCGCUGACUUCUGGAUGGGUCAGGGUGUGUGCGGUGGUUCUUUGAUUACCGCUAACCGUGUGCUUACUGCUGCUCACUGCUGGUUCGAUGGUAUUGACCAAGCCUUCAGUGUCACCGUAGUUCUCGGCUCAAUCCGUUUGUUCAUCGGUGGUGAAAGAAUCACCACCAACGAUGUUGUCAUGCACUGGGGCUGGGAUCCUAGCUUGAUCCGUAAUGACAUUGCCGUAAUUAGGUUGAGCUCUAACGUCGCCUUGUCAGAUGUCAUCGCUCCCAUUGCUAUCCCAAGCGGUGACUUGAUCAAUGAAAGCUUCGAAGGUCAAAUCGCCGUCGCCUCUGGAUUCGGUCGCACCAGUGACAAUGUCGGAGUCUCAAUCCUCCAGGUGCUUAGUCACGUCGAACUACCCGUGAUCUCCAACGCAGUCUGCAGGCUUUCCUUCCCCCUCAUCCUACAGGACUCCAACAUCUGUACUAGCGGUGAUGAUGGCAAGAGCACAUGCCGUGGUGACUCCGGUGGCCCUCUGGUUGUCAAUGUCGAUGACAGCCCUGUUCUGAUUGGUGUCACUUCCUUCGGAUCCGCCCGUGGUUGCGAAGUUGGUGCCCCUGCCGCUUUCGCUAGAGUCACCUCUUACAUCUCCUGGAUCAACAACCUACUCUAAACAAGAUUCUAUCUCUGUAACAAUCUCAUGCAAACAAAUGGUCAAUAACUUUAUUAGUGGUUUAAUGUAUAUGUAUAUAAAUAUUGAAUAAUAUGUAAAUAAAUUAAAUUCAUUUCAA